CCGGUCGGACCCGGAAGUUGCCUCGGCUUGUUGACAUUCUUCGAGGGAGCUGGGUACCUGGCGAGCGGAAAAACGCGAGCAGCUUUUCCAAAAAAAAAAAAAAAAUGACGGCCGACGGUUGAUUGGGUUUGCGUAUUUCUCAUAGUUGUCAGCCGCGUAUCUCCCUCGGUCGUCGCUCGGACCAUGGCCCCGGCGCGCUGCUGCUGGCGCCGUCUCUGGGUGACGCUGCCGCUCCUCCUGCUGCGGUGGCAGGGGCUGCCGGUGGCGGCGGAGCGGGUCGCUGUGGUGGAGGUUGUCCUCGAGCAGCAGCCCGGUGUCAGCGCUCUGCUCCAGGGGGACGUGGUGGAGUCCGGCGGGGGCAGCAGGAGCUCCGAGGACCGGGAAGAGCUCGAGGGAGAGCUGGUCCUGGUUCGAGAUGAGGCGACGCAGGCCACAGAGCAGGAGCCGUGGAUCGGGGUGGUGCCCGUGGAGAUGGACGACAGCAAAGCCUCCUCCACGGGGAACCAGGAGUCCUUCGCCGACGCCGUGGUCAACAAAAUGAAGCGAGCCUUGGUCCUCGGAGCCUCAGCGCUGAUCAUCCUGGCCCUCAAUCAGAACACCGUCAGCGAGAUGGACCUGUCCCAGGUGCUGCUGUCCAAGCCCAUCGUCGUGAUCCAGACGUCUGAAAAUGUCACUAAGCUGAUUGGAGCUCUGCUCAGGGGCCUUCAGGCGACAGCGAAAGUCACGUACAGGACGGUCCUGCAGGACAACCUGGGAGCCACGCUCACGCUGUGGUCCAGCUGUGGCCGGUCCAGAGGCGGGCGCUACGGAGAGUGGCAGGGGGUCAUCUGCACGGGAGAGACCAACUCUCAGGUCCAGAAGUAUCUGCAGCAGUUGUGGGACACCGUCCUCCUGGUGGCUCUGAUCCUCAGCACCGGGGUCAUCGUCCAGGCUCGCUGGCAGUACCAGGACCACCAGUUGAACGACAACUUGGAGCUCCUUCCCAAACAGGACGUUCUGAAGAGAAUGUCGUCUCUGAAGACCAAAACGUACCGUCAGCCCAAACCCUGGUGCGACCCGUCCCAGCCGGUGGAGACGGACAACUGCGCCGUCUGUCUGGAGCCGUUCAACAACAACCAGUGUCUGCGCGUGCUGCCCUGUCUUCACGAGUACCACAGAGACUGUGUGGACCCCUGGCUGCUUCUGCAACACACCUGUCCUCUGUGCAAACGCAGCAUCCUCACGUCUGCAGAGACAGUUAACGGCCGCCUCGCCUGCACCUCCGUCACAGCAGCAGCUCUGGGAUCCAACUCUCGUCCUCACUGACACUCCAGUAGCCGGA
Xiphias gladius (swordfish) is the source of this 1321-nucleotide messenger RNA. It is a transcript of the gene rnf215, whose product is annotated as ring finger protein 215. Gene Ontology annotation, molecular function: ubiquitin protein ligase activity. NCBI's taxonomy places the organism in Eukaryota, Metazoa, Chordata, Actinopteri, Istiophoriformes, Xiphiidae. The coding region runs from base 184 to 1305 and encodes 373 amino acids. The transcript is spliced from 10 exons. Gene Ontology annotation, biological process: ubiquitin-dependent protein catabolic process. The record is from RefSeq and is a predicted model, not a curated record.